GCGACGCCAGUCGGAGGGAAGCCGGAAGUGGCGGCGGGGCAGCCGCGUGGGGACCGGCGGAGCCAUGGGCCGGGGGCCGGGGCCGCGGCGGGGACCGGGACCGGGACGACGGGGACCGGGACUUGGAUCGGGAUCAGGACCGGGACCGAGGCAGAGACAGAGGCAGGGAUCGAGAUCGGAUCAGGGACCGGCAGCGGGGCCGAGCGCCCCGCAACGCGGUAGGAAGGAGAGGAAGAUGGACAACUUGAAGCCCAAGCACCCCGACGAGCAGGAGAUCCCCUUCCGCCUGCGGGAGCUCAUCAGGAGCCGUGAGGCCAUGAAGCAUCCCAGCCGUGAGAAGAGGCCAGCGGCAGAGAAGAAGAAGCAGCCCAAGUCAGAGGGCCCCAAGGCCCCGGGAGACAUCCCCGUACCCAAGUUCAGGAGAGGAAAGGGGGAGUCAGAGCACUCCUAUAUCUGCCGCAUGGAGCAGGAGGUGCAGCGUGUCCUCUUCCUCACCAAGAACCAGCUGCAGCGGGAGCCUGAGAAGGAGGGAAUGGCACCGCAGAAGUCCAAGAGAAAGAAAGAAUUUCAGAAUAAGAAGCUGGAAAAAGCUCGGAAGAAGAAGGAGGAGAAGAAAGAGGCCAUGCUGGAGAAGAGACUGUUCCAAGACAAGGUGGCAUUUGGUGAAGUGGUUACGCAGCCGCCCACGAUCACCUCACGGCCCAGGGGCCGGGGCCCCACAGAGAAGGCUGGACAGAAGCAGCUCCUCCUGACGUCUCGCCUGGGCCAGAGCCAGGCGUCCCCAGUGUCACCAGCAGUGCCAAUGUCAAUGGCUCGCCGUCGCAUCGUGGAGGAGGAGAGAGCACGUGUCAUCCAGGCCUACAGGGACAUCCAGAGGCGCAAACAGAAGCAGCGGGAAGCGGCGCAGGGCAGCGCCUGGGCCAAAUGCAGAGUCCCCAGCUGAGUCCAGCCUGGAGGAGCUGGGUUUCUGGUCCCAACAAGGGCGUACAGGCAGCACGGGACCCCAGGACUUGAGCGGGACAGUUGUCCUGAUGCUGCUCUUCUGUUGCUGAGCCCUGGGGCUCCCCACGGCCCCGCACCUCGGCUCGGGGCACCCCCAGGGCUCAGCUCUGGAGCUGGGACCGCUGUGGUGCCAUGGAACUAUUUGUAGUAAAAGUGCCGCUGAG
Molecule: messenger RNA, 1166 nt
Organism: Falco peregrinus (peregrine falcon)
Lineage: Eukaryota; Metazoa; Chordata; Aves; Falconiformes; Falconidae
Gene: CCDC137
Product: coiled-coil domain containing 137
Exons: 6
Coding region: 65-943 (292 amino acids)
Source: RefSeq, a predicted model, not a curated record